Molecule: messenger RNA, 1062 nt
Organism: Bacillus rossius redtenbacheri
Lineage: Eukaryota; Metazoa; Arthropoda; Insecta; Phasmatodea; Bacillidae
Gene: Naa40
Product: N-alpha-acetyltransferase 40
Exons: 6
Coding region: 218-913 (231 amino acids)
Cellular component (GO): nucleus
Molecular function (GO): histone H2A acetyltransferase activity; protein N-terminal-serine acetyltransferase activity; histone H4 acetyltransferase activity
Source: RefSeq, a predicted model, not a curated record
GCAUCGCAUCGCGCCGCGCCGCGCUAUUGUGAAGUGCGCUUAAGGUAAUAUAGUGAAAAUCUUUCGUAUCAUACAAUACAAAUAACGAAAUUUCAAACACUACGCAGUUUGUAUGCGUUCUAUCCGUUGGUUCUAUCUCACAGUUUUACAAAGGUUUGAGGACUGAGGUUGAGGUUUCCACGAGGGAACCGGGAGAUUGUUUUGGAAAACAUCAAAAAUGGCGCAGAGGCCAAAAAGGACUAAACUGAAGAGACUGAAGAAAAAACUUAAUGACUCUGGCUUGACAGCAGCGCAAAAGUUGGUUGCGAAAGCUAAUCAAAUGGCUGAUCCUAUGGCUGCAUUUGUGGAUCUCCGGAAGUAUGAAAGUGAUGGCUUGGUGUUUCAUCUAGAGUGCAAGAAGGCGUCACUCUUACCGCAGGCAACUUUGGAUUGGGCAUUUGAGCUGUUGAAGCGAAACAUGCAAAACUUGUACGAGCAGUGUGAGUGGGGCUGGAAUGAGAAGGCAAAGAGAGAUGAAAUGACUGAUGAGAUGGCUUGGUAUCUUACAGCAACUGCCAGCGACAACCAACUAGUAGCAUUUUCACACUUCCGAUUUGAUGUUGACUACGGAGAUGAAGUACUUUACUGCUACGAGCUGCAGCUGGAUGGGGCAGUGCGCAGGAAGGGGCUCGGACAGUUCAUGUUGCGGGCCCUGGAGCGGAUGGCGUUCUCUCUCCGUAUGAAGAAGGUGGUCCUCACGGUGCUGAAGCUCAACCCGCCCGCCGUCGCGUUCUUCACCGCCCUCCGUGUGUCGUGUGGCCCCGACAGCUACACCCUGGACGACACAUCACCUCGGGAGGAGACUGAUGGACAGCGCGACUAUUUGAUACUCAGCAAAAAGAACAGGAAGCGUGGCAAGCUCAAGUUUUCGUAAGUGUGAAACAAACCAUGUGCAAAGACAAAGAGACAUUGGGCAGAAACUUUGAUCGCUGGUGAUGUUUGGGUGCGGAGACUGUGUAUAGUGUAUAUUUUUAGUUUUUAUUCAACUUGAUAAUAUUUAUUAAACACAUUUUUGUAAGUCUU